AUGUUCUCUCUUAAUUAAAUUAGAACUCCGAAAUUUUUAAAAUGUUUGAGAAACUAUAGAGUGAAGAAUUAAAUUUUAGUGAUUUAACUUUUAAUAUUUAGUGUGAUAAUAGGGUUUUUAACAAUAGCCUUGGUAAUUAAUAGAGUAAUAAUUGAAUCUGUAAUAGAGAAGGUGUCAUUAUAAUUGUUGUAAAAUAUAAAUCAAAAGGCUCUUUUUAAAUAAUCAACUUAUUUGGAAUACUAAACCUUCUUAACUUUUAAUUUUGGGUUCAGUCUGCUUAAUAAAAUUAAUAAUGAAAAUUUGUAUUUGCUUAAGUAAUAAAAUAUAAGUUUGAAUAAUACACCAUUUAGUUGUGUUGAUUAUAAUGGAAGAGAGAAAUAGGAUUUUGAAUAUUAUAUACCAUAGUUUUGUUAUUAUUAUGCAAAUCAAAUAGAUUACGCAUAAAUUCCAAAAACAAAAAUUGAUUAACAUUUGAUAGUUUUGAUUUAAAUGUUAAAUGAAUAAUUAUUGUUAAUUGGUUAUAGUGAAUUAGAACCAACAAUAUAUUUAACAUAAUAAGGAGAAGGGUAAUUUUUUAGUAUCAUUCCAUAAAAAAUGAGAUAUCCUCAGUACAGACCUAAAUAAAGAUAAUGGUAUUAAGAUCAUAUAGCUACUUUAAAUAGUAGUGAUUAAAGUGAAGUAGUAUCUGAAAUUUACAGAAAUUAUGAAACUUAAGAAUUUGAAUUUACAUUAACAGUUUCUUUAACAAAUGAAUAAUUAGAAUUUGAUGGAGUUAUUGCUUUGGAUAGUAAUUUCUAAGUUAUCAAACCAAAAAUCAAUUAUGACUAAUUAAAUAUUUAUUUAGUUGAUUUAGCUGGAAGGAUAUUAAUUUCAAAUGUCUAUCCAACUGUGAACUUUGUUUAAGAGAUGAAAUAUUUUAAUGAUACAUCUAUUACUGGAUUUGAUAAUGAAGAUUGGGAUUAAAUUCUUAAAUAAAUACACUAACAAAAUGGAUAAUCUAAUUGUUAAUUUGAAUAUAAGAAUUUUUGUAGACAUAAUAAAUUAUUUGGAUAAGAUUUAUUUAUUAGAGGAUUUGGUAUCCAUAAUAGAUUCUAUUAAAUUGUGUAAGAAUUUUCAAAUAUAUCUAAGAUUUGUAGAUUACAAGUUUAUGGAACAAAAUGACAAUGACACUUAAGAAUUGAAAUCUGAAUUACUUGGUUAGGCAACUGCUUAAUUGAUAUAUUAUAUCAUUUAUAAUAUUUCAGGAAUCUUAUUUUGUUGGAUAAUUAUGCAUUUCUUCUUAAAACCUUAUUAUUAAUUAACUAAACUAUUUCAAUAGACUACUUAAACUAAAUUUAAUCAGAAAUAUGAAAUUGCUUUAAAGAAAGUUAAAAUAUUUAAAUAAAACAAUCUUAUUCAAACUGGACUUGAUAAUCUAUGUAAUAAACUAUCAGAAAUCAGAUCUAGAAAAUCUAGAGAAUGUCAUUAUAUGGAAAAUUAUAAAUAUCCUAAAAAUUUAGCUAAAAAUGCGUAUAAAUUUAGAUAGUAUAUUAAACAAUUUCCAAAAGUAUGAUGAAUUCUUUAUUUAGAAAUCAUAAAUUGCAUAUUUAUAAGAAUCAAUAAAUACAAUUUAUUAAGAGAUAUUAGAAACUCUAGCAGUUAACAAUGAUGAAUUCUACUAUAAAUUGAUAUGA
Messenger RNA from Paramecium sonneborni, 1673 nucleotides. The record is from the annotation of a GenBank genome assembly. NCBI's taxonomy places the organism in Eukaryota, Ciliophora, Oligohymenophorea, Peniculida, Parameciidae.